GCGCCCCCCAGUGACAGAAAACUAAAAUGGCCGCCGUUGAACGGCGGAGCGACACAGCGCGGCAGGCAGCCCGCCACUCGCGAUAACUCGCGUUGGUGCAGCAGCUGGGCGGAAAAGGCGGGAGAAGACUGCCGCUUCCGCGUACGCGCAGCAGCACGGGCAGACACAACAGUAGGGCAAAAUGGACGAUAAGUUAAUAUUGGCUGUAUUUAAUUAUCCAGAGCUGUACAAUGUCACUUUGCCGAAUUACCGCUGCACAGAAAGUCGGGCAAAUGCUUGGAGAAGCAUCAGUGUCGUCCUGGGUCUCCCAUCUGAAGAAUGUAAAAGAAAAUGGAAGAACAUGAGAGACAGGUACUUGAAGGAAGUACGGCUGGAGAUCAAAAGCAAGAAGCAAGGAGAGCUCAUCCAGAGUAAAUGGAAAUACAGACAACUUAUGAAUUUUAUUGCACCCUUCACUGGAUCGAGAAGCGGAGUUGCAGACAUCUGCAGCAACAACAAUGAUGACCACGACAAUCCUGACAACGAAUCUGGCAGCACGGAGGCAGAAAAUGUAUCAGAGACUGUCAAGACACCACAGUCCAUGGUGAAGGUCCCUGUGAGCCAGUCUGACCUCAAGCCCCAGGUAGCCUUUGUGACGCAGCUCCCUUCAGUGUCUCAGGAUGCGCAGAUGGCCCAGCUGGCUGUUCUGGCCAAGAUGCCAUCAAGCUCACAGAUCAGCCCCAGCAGCAAAACUGGACGGAAAAGGCGCCUGAUGCAAGAGUCACUUUCACCCCCUUCUUCUCAGAGGGCACCAUCCCCUACAAAAUGGCUGGUCAAAGACAAUGGCACCUCAUUUCCCAGCAGGCCACGGGAUGAGGACGAACUGUUCCUGCUGAGCUUUGUGCCCGCUCUGAAGCGACUCGCUCCACAAAAGAGGUGCGAGACUAAAAUUAAGAUCCAGCAGAUUAUGUAUGAAGCGGAGUUCAGCGUUGCACAGACAGGAUCUCAAGAAAAACAGAUGGAGUCAGAAAUGCAGGACUAAACCAGGAAAUGCCGACUUUUUUUGUACUUUACUGUUUUCUAAAGACCAAGAUAUCUAUUUUUACAGCUCGAAGUGGAUGAGUUUGAAGAACAUCUUCUUUUUCAUGUGAAAUGACUAACAUGAAGAACAGCCAAUACAUCUCAGUAUUUAACAAAUCAUUGAACUUUUUCACGCCAUCCUGGAUCAGUGUAUUUUGUAUAUUUAUUCGAUGAGACUAACAGCCCCAAUAGAUUUAUUAAUGAAACAACAGACAGAUUAUGGUUAACAUAUUUUUAUUUACAUAGUUUUACUGUCAAUAGAGUGAAUUCACAUUUAGAAAAGUGGUUUCAUGUUAAACCAACCAAUCUUCAUUUUAACUCUGUAAUAAUCUACAGUAUUUUACAUUUAAUUACAGUCAAAGAGAAAGCUGAGCAAAAAUAAUUUGGAGAGGAACACUGUUUCAUAAAUUAACCUUUCAACUGCUUACACAUGCGCCAACACAUUUAUUUUUCCAUCUCAUCUAAAAUAAAGAGACAUUGUUUUGAUUUCA
Messenger RNA from Acanthopagrus latus (yellowfin seabream), 1550 nucleotides. RefSeq lists its product as uncharacterized. The record is from RefSeq and is a predicted model, not a curated record. Gene Ontology annotation, molecular function: DNA binding. Gene Ontology annotation, biological process: regulation of transcription by RNA polymerase II. The transcript has 2 exons. The coding region runs from base 182 to 1021 and encodes 279 amino acids. NCBI's taxonomy places the organism in Eukaryota, Metazoa, Chordata, Actinopteri, Spariformes, Sparidae. Gene Ontology annotation, cellular component: nucleus; transcription regulator complex.